GCCUGCAGGGAAGACUUUCCCAGGUCCUUUGGUGGAUGUUGCAGGCAAGCCCAGCUCCCAUCGCAGGGGUCCUCCGAGGCGAAAGAACAAAGCUACAGGUCACAAGAAACCCCAUGAGCCACUCAAAAUCACGGGACUAAUGGUGAAAGAAUUACUGCAAACCGAACAAGAAGUGGAUGGAGAGGCUGGGCAGAAGGCGGCGUUUCCCGAAGGAAGCAGUGGCUCCAUGACAGACUCUGCUGUAGGACUGGAGGCGAUGACAGGCACAGUCACAGGAGGUUGGGAUCAAGACAUGGAUUAUCUGGGAAAGCUGCUGGAUUAUGGCUUGAGACUCAUGGGAAAUCCUGGAGCUGAACUUGCUGGUGAAGGUGGUGCAGCUUCCCAAGCCACGUCCAGGACGGAGCCUCUGGGAGAUGGUGAGGUGAUGGACCAAACAUCUGUGCAGAAGGAGGCACAUCCUGGAGGAAGCAUAUCCUCAUGGGUAGCCCCUGCUGCAGGAAGGAAGGCGAUGCCAGACACGGGCACAGGCACAGCAGAUGCAGCCAGCACCACAACACGUGUUUGCGAUGCCCAGAAAGGCCUCAGAAGUGUCUUCCAUAUGGGAACAGGCUGCUGGGCAGGGUUAAUGGCAGGCCUGCUUCUGUUGGACCUUGUUCUCAUAUUGUGCUGUGUCAGAAUCUGGUGUAACUGGAAGAAGAAAUGCUGGGACCUCAGCCACCUCCUCUCUCCACAGGAGCACCUCUGGAACUUCACAAGACCAGCCAAAGGCCUCAUUCUGUCCAUCGACUCCUUCUUUGAUGCCCAGUGGUGGAGUUUACUUCCUUACAUCUCACUUGGAGGUCAGGUGCUGCUGUCGUAG
Molecule: messenger RNA, 859 nt
Organism: Passer domesticus (house sparrow)
Lineage: Eukaryota; Metazoa; Chordata; Aves; Passeriformes; Passeridae
Exons: 9
Coding region: 140-859 (239 amino acids)
Source: RefSeq, a predicted model, not a curated record